This is a messenger RNA of Bombyx mori (domestic silkworm), 3398 nucleotides long. RefSeq lists its product as uncharacterized. The coding region runs from base 8 to 2149 and encodes 713 amino acids. The record is from RefSeq and is a predicted model, not a curated record. The transcript is spliced from 10 exons. Lineage: Eukaryota; Metazoa; Arthropoda; Insecta; Lepidoptera; Bombycidae.
AAAUCAAAUGAGUAAAAACAACACAAAAUCGCAGACAGCUGAUUUAUCGAAAUACUGCAAGAGUGUGUUUGCACUGAGUUUUGCCAUUGAAAUUAUUGGUUUAGAUGUAUGGAACGAUUUUGAAAAUGGAUUAUUGGACCUCGGAACAUUUGUGCAAGGCUUUAAAAUACAGUAUCAACUGUAUCACGGACAGACAUUUGACUUAGAUAUACUAGUGUGGCCACACGUAGCUAAGGUUUGGUGCGGCAGUAAAUAUGGUUGGGUGAGAUGUUGGCAGUUCUUAGAACGAAGAUGGCUCAGCUUUUCAAUACGACAUGCUUUUCCUGUGAGAGUGGAGGAUCUACGUGAAUUUAUAGCCACUGUUGUCGUCACACCUGGAUCAACAGCUUUGAGUGCAAUUGCGAAAAAUGAUAAGAAUUUUGAAGUUUAUGUUCCUGUUUUAAAAUUUGGCGAACGCCGAUUCUUCGGACCCGUGCUUCAAAGUGAAGAAAGUAUUAGCAGUUAUUGCGAGAAAAUCAUAUGGGAAAACGUGGAGACAUAUAUUCCAUCUUCUUAUUUCGAUGGGUCAUUUGAUAUUCCACAGCCUAUUGAAGAUGUGAGACAGCAAGAUAAAAUUUUAUAUUAUGUUCGAGAAGCCACAUUAAAUCGAAAUGUAUUUGAAAAAACCGAAGAUGCUGUAACUGUGCCCGAAGAACCAAAAUAUAAGGUCAAGCGUGAUUCUAAACUUAAAGAAAAGAAGAAGACAACUGAUGUGGCAAAAGUGAAGUUUGAGAUAAAGUUAACUGGUGACGCUAUAUUAGCUGGUGUUGGAAGGAUCAUUGCUUUUGAGGUAUCUGGAGAGAGACCGCCUGAACUAGGUGAAGUUAUAGUUUUGUUGUCAAGCAAUAAUUUACCUGCUAAAGAUGACAAACCAAUAGUUUUUGUGAAUAUUGAAAAGUUAUUUGAUGCUCCUGUUAAUGACUUUAAAAAAUUAAGAAUAUCUAAAUUGUAUACCCGUUGGAAAUUAGGAGAGGAAAGUCAUGAUUCUGAACAGCAAACAAUGAAAUUAACGAAAUCAAUAAAUUUUAACGAUCAUCAUGCAGUACCUAUGACUUUUGAAUCAGCUUCUGAAAUUUGUGCAAUUUUCUUAGAUCUCCCUUUUAUAAUUGAGCUUCGAGGAAUUCUGAGUUCAACUGUAAAUGACAAUAAGCCUAUGUUAUUUGGCUAUGAGAAAGCUGACAAAGAUUUUGGAUCUGCUAUCCCGCCCAAAAAAAGAAACAACGACGAUGAUGUUUUGAUUGCUUGCACCAGAAUUGAUGCUCAAUUGUUAGCUAAAACAUCUAAUAACUUUAUUAAAGGAGAAUAUUCAUUAUAUCCGCCAACAACAUCAGUUGUAGAAUCAAAACGUGAAGACCUUUGCACUAACGAUGUCAAUGCUGUAAAAAGGACCUUGAAACCAACACUUUUGGUACCUCCAAGCCUAGUUUUAGAAGCCCAAAUGACAUUGGACGUUUCUAUUGGUGUCGUUGGGUGUCAACCACGUAAAUUAACUGAGUGCUUUUCAAGACUGUUUGCCUUGACAUGUAAUAACAACGCGAUAGAAUCUGCGCUAAAGAUUAUUACAGAAGUUAAUGAAUUAGCCGUGGCAACAGGGCAGCGGGAUCAGUUAUUAACAGGGUUUGUUUUAGAUUCUGGCGAUACGGUUUUAUUAUUUGUUGAAGGACCACGAUAUGGUAAAAUUUUGUACGUAUGGGAAAUGACUGAUGAAUUCAGUUCCGAAAUGAAAGUUAUUUAUUCUAGUUCAGCAAGAUAUUCCGCUAGAAUAUAUGAAGAGAUGCUCACAGUAGCCGUGCCCUUUCCUGUUAUGAAGAUGUUUGUUCCUUUAACCUUACUUUUAGCUUGUCCUCCGGUUUAUGUGCGUCCCGCUCUACCACUACCGGCUCGUGCUGCAGUAUUAAAAUUAGGUCGCCUCUUAGCAAGCAACUUAAAUGUAGUUCCGAGUAGCCUUGACGUACCUACGACAGCGGAACUAAGAAGUUUCAGAUUGGAGUUUUGCGUCGCACCUCUACCUCCGCCCGUGUGUGUCGACACUCAAUUAAUAAAAGACGAACCUGAACUGCAGAAGAGGACGAUAUCACAGGUUGGCACUCGAAUAAAUUGGGAUAAGUAGCUGCUGUCUUUCCAAUUCUAAUCUCAUUUUUUCCGAUUAUCCCGAUUUUUUUAAUUAAAAUUUGAGUAAUAUGUGGUUUUGAAUAAAAAAUUAUUUCAAAAAUCUUUACUUUGCAACACGUACGUAAAAAAGGUAACCGAAAGAGGCUUGGGAUUUCUUGUGCGUUGCUUGGCAGAGAAAUGUAGUAACUUAAAUUACCUCCGGUAAAAGAAUUUCUAUAAUGUUUGUUUUUUUGUUUUCCCUACCUAAUCGUUGGUAGUCUAGGGGGCUAUUCCACUUAUGUUCGGACUGGUAGGUGAGCUCACGGGUUCAACCUGAGAGAGAAAAUUUAUUAACACUAGCCCUAGCAAGCAUAGUGCUUCGCUAAGUCUACCAUGUGACUCACAUAGGAGGUCCAGCGAGAAACUCAGUAGGACAAAGGACGAUCGCUUUUUCUUGGUUCAUUCAUUUUUGUUUUAACUAACCCAGUGCUUAAUAAGCUAUGUUUAGUUGAACUCAAUCCCAGUAAACUUGAAAUGUUUUUUGUUAAAUAGGUCAUUUGAGCAGACCUUUUGAUUGCUCUAACCGUUGAAAUAGUCAUUAAAUGAGUCCUCAGUAGCUUAAAGAAAGUUAAAAUUAUUUUGGUUGUAGAUAUGUUUAUAUUAAACACUAAAUUUAAAAGCGUAUCUUCUGAAUAUUUAAGUAAAGUUUAAUAAUAAUAAUUUUAAUUAUUGAUCCCUUCUGUGAGUAAUAUGUUAUCAAUAUUAAUUCAAUAACUAUUCCUCGAUGUCAUUGUAUAUUACAAUUUUUAUUGAACAGAAGCUAUAUUCAACUGAUGUAUGUUAAUCUAAACUACUAUUCGAAUUAUCAUUUUUAUUAAUUUAAAACAUAUUGUAUGUUUAUUUUUUAAUAAUAAAUGUGCUAUUGUGUAUCAUUUACCAGGAUCAUUAUAAUUUGUAUUGUUCUUUUGAUCAGUUAAUGUGAUUAUUGACUUAUGUAAAUUUGAAAGGUGAACUUGAUGUGAUGAUUGACUUUUGUAAGACAAAAGGUGAACACGCUAUACUGGAAUGAAUGAUUGAUCGGUCUGAUACUAGGUACCGACAGAGGAUCGGCGCCGCAAUACGAAUUGAUUUGUGAUUGUUAGGCAUUAACUAAUCUUUAAUUAAUUUAAUGAAUCUUUUAAAAGUCUUGAUAUGUUUCCUGUUCUUUUUUUUGUUGCUUUGUUUUGUAAUUUAGACUUGGAAUAAAUGUUUAUUAUUAUUAUUUAUUA